UUCCUUCAGGAAAUUGAAGUUGGUGGUGGUCGGAAAGCUAUUAUAAUCUUUGUUCCCGUUCCUCAACUGAAGUCGUUCCAGAAAAUCCAAGUCCGGCUGGUUCGCGAAUUGGAGAAAAAGUUCAGUGGGAAACACGUUGUCUUUAUUGCUCAGAGGAGAAUUCUGCCUAAGCCAACUCGGAAAAGCCGUACAAAGAAUAAGCAGAAGCGUCCUAGGAGCCGCACCCUGACAGCCGUGCACGAUGCGAUCCUGGAGGACUUGGUGUUCCCGAGUGAGAUUGUGGGCAAGAGGAUCCGUGUGAAACUGGACGGCAGCCGGCUCAUCAAGGUCCAUUUGGACAAAGCACAGCAGAACAACGUGGAGCACAAGGUGGAAACUUUUUCUGGUGUCUAUAAGAAGCUCACUGGCAAGGAUGUUAAUUUUGAAUUCCCAGAGUUUCAAUUGUAAACAAAAAUGACUAAAUAAAAUAUCACUCAAAAUA
Manis javanica (Malayan pangolin) is the source of this 481-nucleotide messenger RNA. Lineage: Eukaryota; Metazoa; Chordata; Mammalia; Pholidota; Manidae. The record is from RefSeq and is a predicted model, not a curated record.